AUGUCAGAGGGCAAGGACGACCACCUGUGGGACACGUGUGUGGGUUCAGAGGACGAAGGCCGGAGGAUGAAGAGGCGAGAGAAGAACAGAGUUGCAGCUCAGAAGAGUCGCAAGAGACAAACACAGAGAGCCGACCUGCUGCAUGAGGCCUGUGAGCUGCUGGAGCAGAGGAACCAGAAGCUGAGGACAGAGGUGGAUUCUUUGUCCGAGGAGCAGCGCCUCCUGACUGAAGCUCUCUCCUCCCACGAGUCUCAGUGUCCCAUGAUGCACUGCUUCUUCUCCUCCUCCGGCCUGCAGCCUGACAGCAUGGCCGCCUGUUCGGUCUGAGGUCAGGGGUCACAUCUCUGACCUCUGACCUCUGCAACAUCUCUACAGCUGUGAUCCACCAUGUGAUGCAGCAACACAACUCUAGAGGGCAGUGUUCGCUAUUAUCAGAAAUAAAGUGGCAGAUUUCCAGAUGGUAGUGAAGAGCGCCCCCUGGUGGCCACACUCUACAUUACCAUCACUGUGGUUCCACUCCUCUUUCAGCUUUUAGUGGGAGAAUUAAAUAAAACAU
This is a messenger RNA of Limanda limanda (common dab), 556 nucleotides long. It is a transcript of the gene batf3, whose product is annotated as basic leucine zipper transcription factor, ATF-like 3. Gene Ontology annotation, cellular component: nucleus. Gene Ontology annotation, biological process: regulation of transcription by RNA polymerase II. The record is from RefSeq and is a predicted model, not a curated record. Gene Ontology annotation, molecular function: DNA-binding transcription factor activity, RNA polymerase II-specific; RNA polymerase II cis-regulatory region sequence-specific DNA binding. NCBI's taxonomy places the organism in Eukaryota, Metazoa, Chordata, Actinopteri, Pleuronectiformes, Pleuronectidae. The transcript has 4 exons. Bases 1 to 327 code for a protein of 108 amino acids.